Komagataella phaffii GS115 is the source of this 1473-nucleotide messenger RNA. RefSeq lists its product as uncharacterized. NCBI's taxonomy places the organism in Eukaryota, Fungi, Ascomycota, Pichiomycetes, Pichiales, Pichiaceae. The record is from RefSeq and is a predicted model, not a curated record. The transcript has a single exon. Gene Ontology annotation, molecular function: protein binding; mRNA binding. Gene Ontology annotation, biological process: mRNA splicing, via spliceosome. Gene Ontology annotation, cellular component: catalytic step 2 spliceosome. Bases 1 to 1473 code for a protein of 490 amino acids.
AUGGAUAUAGGGUACUCUUCGGAAGACAGCCAUGAUGGACCCGAAGAAUCCAAAACGGAAGUUAUCAUCCCAAAAGAUGUUAUAACGGAUGUGCUUACCGAGUUGGAUGAACCGUCCACUGCUUUCACUGUCAGCACCGUAAAACCGUUGUACGAAGUGCCAGAAGAAACGAACAGGAAAUUCAACCCUUUCCAGAGAGAGGCUGUUGAUGCUGUGACUUUUAAAUUGCAGAAGAGAUCUUUUAACAGCCAAUUAAACGGUUCGAAUCGGGCAAAGAGUAAGAAACAAAAGUCUACCUCCAAAGGUGACAUCGCUAUGGUUGAGGGGCCCAAUCGGUAUAAAGGAUCCUGGGGUUCCAGCUCUGACGAAUCUGAGCCUUAUUCAUAUUCUGAGCCAGAAGAGAUUAAUUCUAAACCUGACUAUGAAAAGACUGUUCAAUUGACUGCUAAACCUUUGGAAGACGAGUCUUCCGUGAUAUACUCCAAAGAACCAUUCAUGCACAUUCCAAGGGGCGUUGGAGUUGACCUCACGAAUGAGCCAGGAACCAGGGAAUGUUUUGUACCAAAGAAGCGGAUAUUUCAAUGGGAAGGUCAUAAAAGAGGUACUAAUAAACUGCAGUUUUUCCCAAAUUCUGGACAUUUGUUACUAUCUGGAGGUAACGAUAGUUCAGUACUACUGUGGGAUGUCUAUCAUAAUCGAAGUCUUUUACAAGGCUAUUAUGGACACACUAAGCCUGUAAAGGAUAUUAGUUUCAAUAACAAUGGUACACAAUUUGUAAGCUGUUCUUAUGAUAAGACAGUUAAACUAUGGGACACAGAAACAGGUAAAUGUUCGAAUAAAAUAAAACUAGCCUCGUUCCCAAAUGUUAUCAAACUGAAUCCCAACUCAGAUAAACAAAACGAAUUACUAAUUGGGCUUACGGAUAGAAAGAUUCAACAUUAUGAUUUACGUUCAAAUGAGAUCAUUCAAACUUAUGAUCAUCAUCUUGGCGGGAUCAACAGCAUAACUUUUGUCAACGAAAAUCGUAACUUUAUGACAUCUUCAGACGAUAAAACCGUUCUAGUUUGGGAUUUCCAGAUUAAUGCUCCCAUACGAUUCAUAUCAGACCCUCAUCAGCAUUCCAUGCCUCAAAUAGCAUUACACCCAGCUGGUAAGUUCGUUGCUGCUCAAUCAAUGAACAAUACAAUAGUGGUAUUUGGCGCCACAAAUAGAUACAAGAGAAAUAACAAGAAGUUGUUCAAAGGACACAAUACUGCAGGCUACAGUAUUGGACUAGCAUUCUCCCCUGAUGGGAAAAUAUUAGGCAGUGGUGACACCUAUGGUAAUGCAUAUUUUUGGGAUUGGAAAACUUCCAGGUUGGUGACCAAGCUAAAGUUAGAUUCAAAGCCACUGAGUUGUAUCGAUAUACAUCCUCAGGAAACCAGUAAAGUGGCUAUUGCUGGUUUAUCAGGAAAGAUUCAUUACUUAGAGUAA